This is a messenger RNA of Parascedosporium putredinis, 1026 nucleotides long. Lineage: Eukaryota; Fungi; Ascomycota; Sordariomycetes; Microascales; Microascaceae. The record is from the annotation of a GenBank genome assembly.
AUGCCUCGAGAUCCGCUCAUCGGCCUCGUUGGCAAGCCCUCAGCUGGCAAGAGCACCACCCUUAACUCCCUCACCGACGCGUCGUCUAAAGUCGGUUCACGACGAUCGAUCCGCAGAGAGCAAUUGGCUAUCUUCAAAUACCUUGCGCAUCUCCUCGACGUAGCCGGUCUCGUGCCCGGCGCCCACGAGGGCAAGGGCCUGGGAAACAAGUUCUUGGACGAUCUGCGCCAUGCCGACGCCCUCAUCCACGUCGUCGACGCCUCCGGGACUGUCGACGCCGAGGGCAAGGAGACUCGCGGCUACGACCCUUCGGUCGAUAUUGCUUGGCUCCGGAGCGAGAUAGUUGCGUGGAUCAGAGGGAAUCUGAUGGAUAAGUGGUCGUCUAUCAAAAGGCGGCAUAUCGCCAUCAAGGCGACGGCGGGCGAAACGCUCCAAGCGCAGUUCUCCGGUUACGGCGCAACCACCACAAUAGUCAACCGCGCACUAGACAGACUAGGAAUCAAGGAGCCCCUGGAACACUGGAGCGACGAGACCAUUGACCUCGUCGUCAACGCGUUUACGGACGAGAAGUUUCCCACCGUACUUGCGCUGAAUAAGAUCGAUCACCCAGACUCGGACAAGAACAUUGCCAAAAUCGCCAAAAUGGGCGACCCCGAGGGCGGCGGCCUCAAAGAGCUCGAUGAUAAGAACAAGAAUAGGAUAGAGAACCUGAAAGAUAUGGUGCUCUACCGCUUCGGCUCUACGGGCGUUGUUCAGGUCCUCACGAAAGCUGCCGAGGUGUUGGGGCUCGUGCCAGUCUUCCCCGUAAGGAACACAACCACGUUCGGCACCAACGAUAACAAGGGCGUGUUUCGGGACUGCGUGCUAGUGAAGAAGAAUUCUACAGUAGGCGACGCCGCACGGAAAGUCAUGGGCGAUGCCCCUAUUGCCUACAUAGAAGGCGCCGGUGGAAUUCGAGUCGCCGAGGACGACCUCAUCAUGGUUGGAAAGAACGAUGUUUUAUCUUUUAAAGUUGGCAGAGCCUGA